AUAAACCUCCAUCUGAGGUGCCAUUGCUCAUCCAGACAUUAAAUCAUGAUUAUCCAGAUCCCACUGAUUUAUUGACAAAAGCCACUAAGUGGCGAAACAUGGUACACACCAAGUGCUCAGCUAUCUGCAGUUGUCGUUUUUCUUCUCUUCCAAAUGAACCCGUCUCAUCAUCUGUAUUUGGAAUAUCUCCCCGAUAUCUGUUCAAAACAUGGCUUGUAUUGUAGAGAAACAACACCUUCAACACACAAAAUGGGCAGCAAUUAUUUAAUAAGAGUGGGUGAAUGGCUACAAAAUAUUAAACAAGAAGAAUCCAGAUGGGGUGCAGGUGCUGUAAAAUGUUACAAAGCUACAUCUUUGAUCCCCAAGAAGUGCAGACAUCUGACUACAUCACUGAAAUAACCAACUGCAAAUUUGAUGAACAAGAUGGAGGCAAAUUCAAAAGCAAACUCAUCAAUGACAUUCCAGUACACAAAAACAAAUUGCAGAAUUCUGAGGUACAAACAGCAGCAAACAGGAACAAAUUAAACAGCACUAAAGAUGCUGUUCAAAACCACAGAGGAACUGCUCUUCAUGAGGAAGGGCUUGGGAACUCUAUUGAAAAGUGCAAUGGUAUCCAUUCCUACCCCAAUCUCAACACAAACCACAGUGCACAUUUAUACUCCAAUGAAUUAUCCAAUUCUUCAGUUAAAAGGGUUUCUGAACCACAGACUUAUGAUAACCAUGAAACCAUAAAGAAUGAAGGUCCGCCAAAGCUAUUGUUAGGAACAGCACAAACUGUCCACCUUAAGGAAUCUCAGCGCACAGAUGAAAACACUUCUUCCAUUCAAGGUGCCAUACAGGAUGGCCAAAGCAAUCUGUCUGGACCCAGUGAUCCCAGUGACAUUGGCAAACUAAGAGCUGUCAAAAGCAAGAACCCAUCAAGCCAUCAUACGCAUGCAGAGCAAAGCACAGAAUGCACAGAUGUGAGCCAACAUAGUAGAGACCUGCCAUCGUGGGAGUCUAAAAGCUGUGAUUCAAGAGGAAAAACAUGUAGGACAGGCCUAUUAAAUCCUUGUUUUGAGGACAAAAUGGCCAGUGAUAUCAUGUCUCCAGGUACCAAGGCAGGUGCAGUGUCUGAAGCCAAAUAUGAUGGCCAUGAAGAGGUUAACGGAGAGCUAGAGGUGGAGGAUGCAGAUGUUGCUGAGGCUCUGGCAGCACUUGAGGCUGCCACAGCAGGAGAAGAUUCAGAGGAGGAGGAGGGUUAUUAGAUGACUACUAGGAUAUUCCUAAGGAUCUCUCCAGUUGUUUGAAAUGCUAUACUGGGGGCCCAACCUUUGAGGACAACAGUUAGGAUCUUUGCCCAGUACAUCCACAACUGGAAAGAAUAAAUUAUCACUGGGUGACUUACUUAGCAAGAGAAGCCACUGUGCUACCCAUCACUGUGCUUUCUCCAAAACACUGCUGAGGUACUUACAUCACCCAGACUAAUGCUUUUGUGCCAGCUGACUAAACCACAGUGAACAGAUAAUAGAUCAAGAUUUACUGGCAGGUCUCUGGGUGAUUUGCAACAGACUUCAAACUUCCACCCUUUAUUGUGUUUACAACAGCAGCAAAAUGAUUCUUUCAUGGCUGCUGACAUGAAGAAAACUUGGGGCAAUCAGGAAUAGACCUUUGUGUGCAACAGACUGUUGCCUCAGUCCAGUUCUGGUACCGAUCAUGAAUUCCUUGGCUGCUCUUUAAUUUUAAAAGUAUGUAUUUUGUAUAAAGUAGUUUCACCAAACCUGAGGUCUCUUUCCGCCCUGUCCCCCAUUGUGAGAUGCUGCUCCUUCUUGCCAAGAUAGUUUCUUUCUUCUAUUUGCAGAGAUGGUGGCGGCACCAGCUGUAAUGAUUACCAAAAACAAUUGUUAAAGAACAAUUGUUCUUUCACACAGAAAGCACUUAGAUUUUGGUCAAAUUCAAUUCCACUUGAAAUAAAAAGAGGACAACCUUGAUUAAUAUAGUCCCUUUAGGGCAGUAAUGAAAAAGUAUGUUGAAUUUUUAUCCUGACACACUUCCAGAUCAUAGAGGAAUUUUCUUGAUCCUCCAAGGCUUACAUGGUCUAGGACAUUCCACUAUUCACAAAGCAAACCUGCAAAAUUGCCAAUUAUUAUUAUUAUUAUUAUUAUUAUUAUUAUUAUUAUUAUUAUUAUUAUGGUAUUUAUACCCCACUCUUUAGCCCUAAAGGCUAUCAGAACGGCUUACAAUUAUUAUUUUUAAUUAGAUGGUU
Molecule: messenger RNA, 2245 nt
Organism: Sceloporus undulatus (fence lizard)
Lineage: Eukaryota; Metazoa; Chordata; Lepidosauria; Squamata; Phrynosomatidae
Gene: PGCKA1
Product: chromosome 5 C4orf19 homolog
Exons: 5
Coding region: 315-1247 (310 amino acids)
Source: RefSeq, a predicted model, not a curated record